Messenger RNA from Ilex paraguariensis (yerba mate), 1816 nucleotides. The record is from the annotation of a GenBank genome assembly. Lineage: Eukaryota; Viridiplantae; Streptophyta; Magnoliopsida; Aquifoliales; Aquifoliaceae.
GAGAGCGCUAUAUAUACUCAAAUACUUACAAUCCGAUUCACUGUUCAGUGCUUACCGCCUUGUCUACUUUGCAGCAAAACUCUCCGGCGAGACUCACCGGAAAAUGGAUGAGUCAUGGAAGAUGCGAAUUGGAAUGGGAAUGCCGACCAAUAAACCAAACCUUCCUCGCAGAAAAUCAACCGAAGAAACGUCUCACCGAUCCAUUUUCAACAACUCCGACUCGCUGGACCCUGAGGAUUUCAACGACGUCUUCGGAGGCCCACCGAAAACCGUACUCUGCCGCCAAUUUUCCGGUGGUGACUUCUCAAGAUCGUCAAAUGGUUCAUUCUACGAGGAAGUUUUCCGGCCGACGGAAAAUGUGGCUCAGAUAAAAAACGGCCGCAGCUUGCCGGAGUUUAGAAUUCCGGCGAGUGGAAAUAAUCGGAGGAGCCAAGAGUUUUAUAAGGAUAUAUUUCGGUCGGACGGCGAUGUCCGGAGUUCGAUGUCGAGGUCGAAAUCGACGAAGACGAGUUCAUCGUCGGUGUUGAGUUCCGAAGAGUUGAGUCCGCUACGGCCUGUGAUCGGAGAAAACGACGACGUUUUGUUCUCUUCCUUCGCUUCGAAGCUCAGGCCAAUAAAUGUUCCAUGUAGAUGGAACUCAUCAACUAUGAUGCACGUCGAACACCCAAGUGAACAGGGUGUACCAGCUUUUCCAAGCAAUUGUCCUUCAUACAUCGAAAAAGAGUGCAAUGAGAAUUUUAGGAAUUCCCACUUUGGAUUGUCUCGGCAGGUGCCAUCCCCUGAGACCAUUAGUCUAGAACCCUAUGCAUAUGGCAGUGUCAAAGUGUCCAUUGAAGACUUCGAACUCAACUCCCCUUCAUCUGUAGUGUCUUCACUUUGCCAAGACCAAGAGGAAAAAACAGGCAUAGUUCAAGAUAAAGAGUUGCAAGAACAAUGCACAGAGCUAGAAGAAGAUGAAGAAAUGAGCUCUUAUGUUAUUGAGAUUAAUUCUGACCAUAGGACAGGAACGGGUGAAGCACUUGGCGUAGAUGAAGCAAUUGCGUGGGCCAAAGAGAAAUUUCAAACACAAAGUUCGGAGAAAGACUGGAACGUGAGAGAAGAUGAAAAGGAGCAGUCUGUGGAAAUGGAAGAUAGGCCUAAUGCUCAGCAGUUUUCAGAUGACCAGAUUGACAGUAAUGGAUCAAUGCCAUCUCCAGCGAUGGAAAUGGAAGUAUUGGAUGAAGAUAUAAGGUUGUGGUCAGCUGGCAAGGAAGCAAACAUCCGGUUGCUGAUCUCAACUCUGCAUCAUAUUCUCUGGCCAAAUAGUGGCUGGUAUCCUCUCUCUCUCACAAACCUCAUAGAAAGCUCACAUGUGAAGAAAGCUUAUCAGAAAGCAAGGCUAUGUCUGCACCCAGACAAACUGCAACAAAGAGGUGCAACACUCCCACAAAAAUAUGUUGCAGAGAAGGCAUUUUCGAUCCUCCAGGAUGCUUGGGCUGCAUUUAUCUCCCAAGAUGUCUUCUUUAGCUAGAGGAUGGUUGGCCCAGUCGAAAGUUUUGCAACUCAAACAGGAAGCACAUCUAGAGACAUUCAAUGGAAAGGGCCAUGUUUGAGACUAGGACUAUGCACCGAGGUUUGCUCAUUGUUUAACAGAUGCAUCAGGUUAUGCAAGUUAUGUUUCAUAUUUGGGGUGUUCAAUUCAAUCUAAUGAGUACGCCGACAUCUUCUUCUCCGGGAUGGUCAUGAUGAGCUAUGAGAUGAUCAUGAUGGUGCCUUGUGGUUAAUUCUUUUUUCUUUUUCUUCUUCUUUUUUUUUUUUUUUUUGUCAUUUGUUUUUU